Molecule: messenger RNA, 246 nt
Organism: Adineta ricciae
Lineage: Eukaryota; Metazoa; Rotifera; Eurotatoria; Adinetida; Adinetidae
Source: the annotation of a GenBank genome assembly
AUGAUUUCGAAACUGGCAGAAAUGCUGUCCGAAGUGGGCAAUCAAGAGUUAAAUUUACCAAAAAUCCAAUAUGCAGAGAAACAGAUGGAAACUGCAGCUAAUCCAUCGAGAUUAGAACCUUUAAACGCGAAAGAUCUUUCUCGAGCACCACUAACAUCUGCUCAAAAACAGAUCUGGUUUUUCUGGAAACUGAAACCACACAGUUCGAUUUACAAUGUUCCAAUAGCUUCGAAAAUCAAUGGAUAA